Molecule: messenger RNA, 2188 nt
Organism: Condylura cristata (star-nosed mole)
Lineage: Eukaryota; Metazoa; Chordata; Mammalia; Eulipotyphla; Talpidae
Gene: NANS
Product: N-acetylneuraminic acid synthase
Exons: 5
Coding region: 69-932 (287 amino acids)
Biological process (GO): carbohydrate biosynthetic process
Molecular function (GO): N-acylneuraminate-9-phosphate synthase activity
Source: RefSeq, a predicted model, not a curated record
CCAUCAUACCCGAGUGUUAGCGGCUACGGCGAAACGGGUGGUGUGGUGACGGGUCGCCAGUCGCCGCGAUGCCCCUUGAGCUGGAGCUGUGUCCCGGCCGCUGGGUAGGCGGGCGACACCCGUGCUUCAUUAUUGCCGAGAUCGGCCAGAACCACCAGGGCGAUCUGGAUGUGGCCAAGCGCAUGAUCCGCAUGGCCAAGAUGGCAGUUGAGUUUCUGCAUGAACUGAAUGUUCCAUUUUUCAAAGUUGGAUCUGGGGACACUAACAAUUUUCCUUAUCUGGAAAAGACAGCCAAAAAAGGCCGUCCGAUGGUGAUCUCCAGUGGGAUGCAGUCAAUGGACACCAUGAAGCAAGUCUAUCAGAUCGUGAAGCCCCUCAACCCCAACUUCUGCUUCCUCCAGUGCACCAGUGCCUACCCGCUCCUGCCUGAGGAUGUCAACCUGCGUGUCAUCUCGGAAUAUCAAAAGCUCUUUCCUGACAUCCCCAUAGGGUACUCUGGGCAUGAGACAGGCAUAGCGAUCUCUGUGGCUGCAGUGGCUCUGGGAGCCAAGGUGUUGGAGCGUCACAUAACCCUGGACAAGACCUGGAAGGGGAGUGACCACUCCGCCUCGCUGGAGCCCGGAGAGCUGGCCGAGCUGGUGCGGUCUGUGCGCCUCGUGGAACAGGCCAUGGGCUCCCCUACCAAGCAGCUGCUGCCUUGUGAGACAGCCUGCAACGAGAAGCUCGGCAAGUCUGUGGUGGCCAAAGUGAAAAUUCCAGAAGGCACCAUUCUGACGCUGGACAUGCUCACUGUGAAGGUGGGUGAGCCCAAGGGUUACCCUCCUGAAGACAUCUUUAGUCUGGUGGGCAAGAAGGCCCUGGUCACUGUUGAAGAAGAUGAGACUAUCAUGGAAGAAUCAGUAGAAAAUCAUGGCAAAAAAAUUAAGUCUUAAAAUAAAAUGUCAUUUUCUGAAUUCUGAACUGCCUUGCUGGUACUGCCAGGUGUAUCUGGGUGAGGUGGGGCAGGAGUGGUGAUCUCCAGAAACCUGGUCUUCGUCCACUCCCUUUGCCUAGGUGGCAGACAGUUUUGGGCCAGGUCCCGUAUCAAGCCUGUUGGAGGGACACAGAGAAUGAAUACCAGUCUCUGUUCAGAUUGGCUGACCCAAGUGGAGCAGGGCUCAGAAGCCAAUCAUCUGUGAGUCCUCUCCUUUAAGCCUCUGUUCUUACUGGCCACAGGGCCAACCCAAGUGACCCCAAAUCUCACUUCCUUCGAGACUUUCAGCUGUCUGUUCUCUUCCAUGGCCCUGAUCCCCUACCUGCUCGAGUUGUGUGUCCAGAGAGCUGUACGACACUUGGCAUUGGAGCAGAGGAAGGGUCUUGCAGACAGAGACAUGGGGAAAGCACUCAUCAGUGAGCAGAGAGAGUGAAGUGUCACACACACCUUUCAACAGUAUGCAUGGGUGUCAGGCUUGCGGGGGGCACAGGCAAACAGUGCAUAACUCAAAUCCCUUCCUCAUGGAACUUCCAUUCAGGUCGGGGCAGGAGCUUGGUAAACUGAGCAUUAGGAAAUAAACCACACAGCCUGCUAGAAGGCUGAGUGUACAAUGAGGCGGGAGCAUCAAGCCGCCUAAGAGAGAUGGGAAGUGUGGAACUUGGCAUACUGCAGCUCAUGAUGGCGUUUCAGUAAGUGUAACACUGACAUGAGCCCCUGUAUAACUCCAUAAUGACAUGAUAAAUCCAGUGAACAAAACUCUCUCACUAUUGUACUUCCCUGAACAGCGGCAUGAAACUUUUCAGAGAUUUUGAGUCCAUUGUUCAUUGAAACCAGUGUUGAGAUGCAUCAUCUUUUCAAAUGUAUUUUCACAUCCUUAGUCUCCAUACUUACUUGACCUUGUUUACUAUAACUCCUCAUUUCCAAGUAUAUAUUUGAGUCUCUCUUCAAAUGCAUGAAUUAACCUUCUGAACACUCUUAAGUGUGAGUACAGGGUCUCCCUCUCCUGCGGGUCCCAAAACAUUUUCUCAUGUCUGUACGUGCGGGUGGGGCGGGGUAGACUGUACUCAUGUGUAAAAGAGAACCUUCAAAUUGACGUGUCAAGAACAGUGUGAUUCUGUCAUUUGUUGGCUGUGGUUACUCCCUUGUCUCCCUGUAUAGUAGAUCUCAAAUAAACAAUCACAGUGUCUGAUUACGUGGCCUUUUUUGCUACAGCAG